AUGUUCCGCCCAUCUCUUCUCGCCGUUCUCGUCGUCCUCAUCUCCACUCCAAUCAUCAAUUCUUUCGUUGUCCCUCCAUCCCAAGCAACUCUCGCUUGUAUCACUUGUGUGGCUACUGUGAAGGGAGUUGAAGCGAAGGUACUCUCAGAGGGAGGGCACGUGGCAAAGAACGACGUCGACUCGAUUUGUCUGAAAGAAGUUCCAACUCAUUCGGCUGAACAUUUGUGUGAAGAAUACGGAGAACAUGAGAUUGAUGUGAUGGUUACACUCAUUAAGAAGGAUGUUCCACCGAAGAUGAUUUGUCAAGAAUUGAACAAAUGUUGA
Caenorhabditis remanei is the source of this 324-nucleotide messenger RNA. RefSeq lists its product as uncharacterized. The transcript has a single exon. Bases 1 to 324 code for a protein of 107 amino acids. Lineage: Eukaryota; Metazoa; Nematoda; Chromadorea; Rhabditida; Rhabditidae. The record is from RefSeq and is a predicted model, not a curated record.